AUGGAUGAUUCUACGAAAUCACGCUUGAAAGCUAUUCCGUUGUGUAAAACUAAAGCCGGGCCACGGGAUGGAGAUCUGUGGAUUGAACGGCUGAAGGAAGAAUACCAAUCCAUCAUCAAAUUUGUUCAAAACAAUAAGAAACUGACUCGGAUUGGUUCCGCCUUGAGUCGAAUGCAGAUGGAACGAAAUGGUUCGGAAAGUGUUGGCAUUACCACAACAUGA
This is a messenger RNA of Cooperia oncophora, 222 nucleotides long. NCBI's taxonomy places the organism in Eukaryota, Metazoa, Nematoda, Chromadorea, Rhabditida, Trichostrongylidae. The record is from the annotation of a GenBank genome assembly.